AUGACGACGAAGACGCUUUCCAACAUCCGAAAUUUUUCCAUCGUGGCCCAUAUCGAUCAUGGCAAGUCGACGCUCGCCGACCGUCUGAUCCAGAUGACAGGAACGAUGACCGACCGCGAAAUGACCGAACAGGUUCUCGAUUCCAUGGAUAUCGAGCGCGAACGCGGUAUCACGAUCAAGGCUCAGACUGUCCGGCUGAUCUACACUGCAAAGGACGGCCAGCAGUAUACGCUGAACCUGAUCGACACCCCCGGCCACGUGGACUUUGCCUAUGAGGUUUCACGUUCGCUGGCCGCCUGCGAAGGCUCUCUGCUUGUGGUCGACGCCUCGCAGGGUGUGGAAGCGCAGACGCUCGCAAACGUCUAUCAGGCGAUCGACAACGACCACGAGAUCGUCACGGUCUUGAACAAGAUCGAUCUGCCGGCUGCCGAACCGGAGCGCAUCAAGGAACAGAUCGAAGACGUCAUCGGGAUCGACGCCUCCGAUGCCUGCAUGAUCUCCGCGAAGACCGGACUCGGUGUCGAAGAUGUGCUGGAAGCGAUCGUCCACAAGCUGCCGGCGCCCAAAGGUGAUCCGGACGAAACCCUGAAAGCGAUGCUGGUCGAUAGCUGGUACGACACCUAUCUCGGUGUGAUGGUCCUGGUACGCGUCAUCAACGGCUCGCUGAAGAAGGGUCAGAAAAUCAAGAUGAUGGGAACGGGCGCCUCCUACGACGUCGACCGCGUCGGUGCCAUGACGCCGAAAUUCAUUCAGGUGGAUGAGCUUCGUUCCGGCGAAAUCGGUGUGAUCACCGGAUCCAUCAAGGAAGUGGCCGACACACGGGUUGGCGAUACGAUCACGCUGGACAAGAAGCCGUGCGCAGAACCCCUGCCGGGUUUCAAGCCGGCCCAACCGGUCGUAUUCUGCGGUCUCUUUCCGGUCGAUGCCAACGACUUUGAAGACCUGCGCGCCGCGAUGGGCAAGCUUCGGCUCAAUGAUGCGAGCUUUUCCUUCGAAAUGGAAACUUCCGCAGCGCUCGGAUUUGGCUUCCGGUGCGGGUUCCUCGGCUUGCUGCACCUGGAAAUCAUCCAGGAGCGACUGUCGCGUGAAUUCAAUCUGGACCUGAUCGCGACCGCGCCGUCUGUUGUCUACCAGAUGACGCUGACAGACGGCUCGGAUUUCGAAUUGCACAACCCGGCGGACAUGCCGGAUGUCGUCAAGAUUACAGAAAUCCGCGAACCGUGGAUCCGGGCAACGAUCAUGACGCCCGACGACUAUCUCGGUGCCAUCCUGAAGCUCUGUCAGGAACGGCGUGGUAUCCAGGUGGAUCUUUCCUAUGUCGGUUCACGCGCCAUGGUCUCCUACGACCUGCCGCUCAAUGAAGUCGUCUUUGAUUUCUAUGACCGGCUGAAAUCAGUUUCCAAAGGUUACGCCUCAUUCGAUUACCAGAUUUCCGACUACCGGGCGGGCGACCUCGUCAAGAUGUCGAUCCUGGUCAAUGAUGAGCCGGUGGAUGCGCUGUCCGUCCUCGUCCACCGCAGCCAGGCGGAGCGCCGUGGCCGGGCCAUGUGCGAGAAGCUGAAGGACCUGAUCCCGCGGCACAUGUUCAAGAUUCCGAUCCAGGCCGCCCUUGGUGGACGCGUGAUCGCCCGCGAAACCAUUUCGGCCCUGCGCAAGGACGUAACCGCGAAAUGCUACGGCGGCGACGCGACCCGAAAACGAAAGCUUCUGGAAAAGCAGAAGGCGGGCAAGAAGAAGAUGCGCCAGUUCGGCAAGGUCGAGAUCCCUCAGGAAGCCUUCAUCCAGGCCCUGAAGAUGGAUGAGUAA
Effrenium voratum is the source of this 1806-nucleotide messenger RNA. Lineage: Eukaryota; Dinophyceae; Suessiales; Symbiodiniaceae. The record is from the annotation of a GenBank genome assembly.